AUUUUGCAUUGAACUAAACGUUUUUACUUUCCUCAAGUUUUUCUUAUAAAAUUGUAUUUGAACAGCGUAAUGUCUGCUUUAGGGGUAGUAGAACACCUCAGAAAUUUAGCUGCGGAUCCACAAAACAGGGCAACUAUUGUCAAAGUACGAAAAUCAAUUUUAAAACACACGAAUGUUCAAUGCUCUAUGAUCCGCCAUGUUUUAUAACAGCGUAUCCCUUUUUUCAUUAUUUUCAGGAUCAAGGAUGCUUGGCUGGACUCGUUUUAUUUCUUGAUAACGAAGAUGUGAACGUUGUAGUAACUGCACUAGAGGUAUGCAUUUCAUUUAUCUCUCUUAUGUCAGCGAAGAAGAACUUCAUAAAAUAAGAUUUCAUGAUAUUUUCAGGCUUUAAAGUUCCUCUCAGAAUUUCACCCAAAUCGUUCCAAAAUGAGGGAUGAAAUAGGAAUGGUUAUCAGCUUAAAAAGUAUCGUGAAUAAAGAAGGCUACAAUGCUAAAGCAAGACAAUUAGCCAAGGAAGUUUAUAAGAAUAUUCACGCCCAUGUGCCGACAGCCCCAAGUCAAAGGACAAGGUGAGUGAAGCUGAUAUUUUUUCGAUUGCUUGAUUUAUGCACAGCAGUCAACAUGCGUCAGAUAAUCUCAUCUCUGUAGAGGUAGACAUUGUUGCUAUGAAUGCUUGCUCAUUCACCCAGACAAUGUCACUGACUAGUGUUAUCAUUAUUAUUAUAGAUAUCAUUUAUUAUGAUAAUAAUCAUCAUUAUUAUUAUUAUUACUAUUCUUCUUAUUCCAGUCAACUCCGUCUCAGAAGGACACCUUUGGGACCGGCAGUAAGUGUCUGUCUUAGAGAGAUGUCUGUCUUAUAGAGAGUCAAAUAAAGGGAGCAAAGAAAGGCAGGGACCAACUCUAGGUGUCCGUUUUAGGGAGGUGUCCAUUAAGAGAGAGUCGACUGUAUUAUCAUUACUAUUAUUAUUUUACAUUGUCCAACUUCCACUUUUUUCAGCGGUACAACACAAGCUUUCUUUCUUGGCAACUUGAACAAGAGGGCUAAAGUAAUAAUUCUUCAAAUCAAGGGCUUAGCAAAUCAGGUUAGUAGAAUUUAACAACAAAAGUCAACGUACAGCUGCAAAAAAAUUUCAGCUUCACAAAUAAUUCAGAUUUGAAGAUUGUAAACAAAUAUUCCUGCACUCUGCAUUUGACAGGUCACUAGAAAACUGUGUGAGGAAGAGCUGCUAAAAGUAAAGGGAGUCAUCAGUUUCACAUUUGUCAUGAACAAGUCAAGAUGUGUGGUCAGAUGUAAGCUAGAGUUGUCACCAGAAGCACUUUGUGAUGCAAUCAACAAAACAAAAGUCCUGUCUGCCCAGCAAGUGGUAAAAAAUGAACAUGGAGAAGAGGUAUAACUUGCAUCCACUUUUAUUGACGGCAAAAGUAAAGCUUGGCCCUGACCUUCAAAGCCCAAGUCUGACCAACGCACCUCUUUACAAUGAGUGUACAGACGGUCUAUCAGUGUGGGUGCUCAUUAAAUAACCAGCUAUAUAUACUUCUAAUUUUGAGCAGCCACCUAUAUUUUGCCAUGCCUAGUUUUACAUCCUAGCUCUUUACUUCAAAACUUAAUGAGAACCCUGUCUAGCUAUUUAUUUUGAAUCUUUCCAAGCACCACUAACAUUAAGAUAAUGGCUAGUAUCUAUAAAUGUUUUUGUUAUAAUAUGGCUAGCUCUUGGAACAGUUAAGGCUCUGGUCCGUAAAUAAAAGGCCACGCAAUAAAUAACUUUUUAACCUCGUCCAUUCAGUAAUUACAGGAAAAUCUCAGCCAUCAAGGCCGAGGUUUGAGAUUUCCUUGUAAUGACUUCACUCUCAGUUAAUAAGAGUAGGAUGUAAUAUGGACCCCUUGUUGUUCUCAUUACAUUAGGUAAUGCUGUCAUUUGGAUCUGCUCCUGUCAGUAACUGUGCUAGAGGUAACAGCAGCAAAUUACCAGAUUAUCUGCCUGAAGAGGAUGAUGAUGUUCCAGUUAUAUCUGAUAAGGUGAGGCAGUUCUUUUCAAAUGCACCAAUCACUACUGAACAGAAACUGUAGCAACAAGGUUCCACCCAAUCAAUCAGCCUCAUUGUCCCAUUCAUUAAGACCAACAGUAAGUAUUGACAACAUCACCAUCAGGAACAAAAUGGCUAUUGCAAAACAAAAGAAAAUGAUGAACACCCCUUUCAAGAAUAAUUUAUUAGUUCAUAUGUACCAUGCAGUGAACAUUAUUUUAUGGCUCAGCAACCAAAUAAAAAAAUUCUCAGAGCCAGUUGUUUAUAUGAGGUGACCCAGCUCCCUGGUCAGUCAUAUAGAAUUUUUGUUAUGUUGAGUAGAUGCCCAGCCGGCUUACCAAGGUCUUAGUUACUUGAACUGAAAUCUCGGCAAGAGGGCAGCCCACCUUCCCACAUAAAUAGAAUGAAGGAAACAGGUUAUGAGCUCAGCCAGCCUGGUAACACCACAUAUAAAAAGACACUCAGACAGGUUUUUAUCUAAGAAAUAACACACCAUAUUUUGUCUCCUUUUCAGACAUGGCAUUGAAAAAUAUGUAGAGAUCGAUCGUCAACUCAUUUAGUGUCUGUAAUGAACAGGCAAAGGGAGGGUUCUUCAUUUAUAAACACACUUAUUAUUGUGGGAAUUUAUUUGCUACAUUGCACAGUGUUAGCAGCUUUUGCACCACCUAAUUCCUAUCAUUUCCAAAAUUCUUUGCAGGCAUUAACCAAGGUUGGAGGAGAAGAUAAAGAAAAUGGCUGGUUUUCUAGUGUAACUAGCUUCUUUAGCAAGACACUGUACUGGUAAAAAUGAGAGGACUGUGAAGCACCUUUUGUACAGAUUCGUUUAAGAUUUCAGUGAGAGUGUUGAUCAGUAAUAUGGUGCACUCGUUUACAGCUGGCUGAAAAAUUUUAUUGAUGUAGUUUAAAUACCUAAUGUCAGAAACCCCCCCUCCCAGAAACAACCUUUGUUAUGUAAAUAUUAAUUAGCCAAGUAGUUACUUUCUACAGGUUAUAAUAAAUAUUAUUGUUCACAAAUUGGAAAAAAAAUAUUGUAAUCUGUUUUAUUUGUUAUUAUGAAUCAAAAGCCUAUAGAUGUCUCUGUUUUGCUUUUUGACUUUGCAUAAGGGAUGUAGGGGAAAAAUCUGUCAUCUGUCUUUCAAGGCAUCAAGGUUAAUUACAUGCUGAGAACAAUAUCAAAAUUAAAUAAAUUUUAUGAUAAAAUUUAUUUAAUUUUGAUAUAUUGCACUCCCAAAUACUCUAUAACAGGACCAGG
This is a messenger RNA of Porites lobata, 3277 nucleotides long. The record is from the annotation of a GenBank genome assembly. NCBI's taxonomy places the organism in Eukaryota, Metazoa, Cnidaria, Anthozoa, Scleractinia, Poritidae.